UUACCGUUUUACAUCAUAUAGAAUAGAUUAAUGGCAUUUCCAUUCAUUUUCGAGGGGUUUCAGAAAAUACCAUGUAUUGCCCCUUAUAGGCUGAACACCACUAAAUCCAGCUGUUCUUUAUUUCAUAUAAAAUUCCCUCACUUCAUAACGGUUUUUCGACAUUUUCUAGCAUAUCAGAUUUUCAGAGACUUAUAUUCCCAUAAAGAACUAGAUCGCUACUUUAGAAAAACAAAAAGAAAAUGGGGUGUUAACUUUUAUAUAAGAAAACUACAGUUCGUUAAAUACAACCCGCUGAAUUUACUACUUUUCGCUUCUUUCAAUUUCUCUUUUCGUGACAUUAAAUUCUUACGCCGCCAUUUUUAUCUAGCAUGCAAUAGGAACAUGCUGAUUUCAAAAGAAUGCAAAGUGAUACAUACUGAAACGCGGUAGGGUAAAAGUAAGCACGUUGCUGCCGAGAAAAUGCACUAGGAAAGGAAAAAAGAUUAGUACUAUUUAUAUUUGGACUACUUGUGACUAGACCUGCGGAGGCUUACAUUCUAUUUGGUAGUGAUCAGCCUAUAAGAGAAAAUUUUUGUUUGAUUUUUCCAUGAAUUCGCAUUCAUUUUCAAGGUACACCUAUUUUACAAUGAUUCUGCUUAGUUUUGGUGCAAAAUAUUGAGAAAAUGUAGAGAAAUGACAAUUCAUUACAGGUCACCCCCAUCCCUAAAAAUAUGCAAAAUUUAGGCCUGUGCAGGCAAUAUUUCAAUUUAUUUUACCUUAUUCGUGGAAUUUACAUUUAACAUCCAUUUAAUCGUUACGAUGUUUGUCAUUUUCAUUCAGAAACAUGCUAAUUUCAAUAUUAUUUAGGCAACUGAAGUGCUAAAAUCGAGAAUAGACAUUUACUAGGUCUUAAAACGAACCAAAAUAGUGCCACCUGGUCGAAAAUUUGAUCUUAAUUCCAAAAACACAAGAAAUUUAAGCGUUUUUAGCCAUUUGUUACCGUUUUACAUCAUAUAGAAUAGAUUAAUGGCAUUUCCAUUCAUUUUCGAGGGGUUUCAGAAAAUACCAUGUAUUGCCCCUUAUAGGCUGAACACCACUAAAUCCAGCUGUUCUUUAUUUCAUAUAAAAUUCCCUCACUUCAUAACGGUUUUUCGACAUUUUCUAGCAUAUCAGAUUUUCAGAGACUUAUAUUCCCAUAAAGAACUAGAUCGCUACUUUAGAAAAACAAAAAAAAUGGGGUGUUAACUUUUAUAUAAGAAAACUACAGUUCGUUAAAUACAACCCGCUGAAUUUACUACUUUUCGCUUCUUUCAAUUUCUCUUUUCGUGACAUUAAAUUCUUACGCCGCCAUUUUUAUCUAGCAUGCAAUAGGAACAUGCUGAUUUCAAAAGAAUGCAAAGUGAUACAUACUGAAACGCGGUAGGGUAAAAGUAAGCACGUUGCUGCCGAGAAAAUGCACUAGGAAAGGAAAAAAGAUUAGUACUAUUUAUAUUUGGACUACUUGUGACUAGACCUGCGGAGGCUUACAUUCUAUUUGGUAGUGAUCAGCCUUUUGUAACAAGAGAAAAUAAAUACAUCACAGCGCAAUGCAAGUGAAAAAACAUUACAACAACAACUAACAGAGGUAUUCAGACAAACAAUUGGCCAAUGGGUGAUACUUGCUCUAAUACUAGCGGUGAUGAUUCUCGUGCAAACUUCGUCAGAUGUUGUAGAAAAACAAGCUCAGUAUAAGACACGCAAUGGAAGCACAUCAGGAAGUGGCAACAACAUCAGAAAAAUACGAAUCCUUUGCCUCAUUCUCACAUCUCCUUCCGGUAAAAACAAAAUGGACGCCAUAAACGAGACAUGGGCUAAACGGUGUCACAAGCACCUGUUUAUUUACGGUCAAACCGAGCGGUCAAUGGAGGCGGAAUCCAUUUUAUAUGUUCCGGUUCUGGAAGGGCGGAAACAUUUAACUGGGAAAGUCCGACAUGCUCUAGAAUUUGCUUACCGGACAUACAAGGACAGUUUUGAUUGGAUAUUGAAAUGUGACGAUGAUACCUACAUCAUUAUGGAAAACUUACGUUACCUUUUAUCACAAGCCGAUCCAAAAAAUCCAGGAUAUCUUGGAUUUCAUAUGAAGACCGGACAGACCAAACGCACCGGAUACAUGAGCGGAGGAGCAGGUUACGUCAUCAGUUCACAAGGUCUAGAUCAGUUAAUACACGGUGGGUUUGAAAAUGGCGGUUGCAAACAAGAUGGCGGUAAUGAGGAUGUUGAAAUAGGCUUAUGUUUAGCUAAAUCUGGCGUUCCUGUCUUAAACUCGUUGGAUACAGAUGGACGAGAAUCAUUCCAUCCGGAAUCUUUACAACGUCAUUUAUACCCUCCGCAUCCAGUGUGGCUUCGUCAAUAUUCUUGGAACCAAGUCCCCAAAUUUGGCUCAGAGUGCUGUAGCAAAUAUUCCAUAAGUUUUCACCGUGUAUCGCCAGAACAGCAUUUUCUAUUCGAACAUCUAUUAUACAGAACGGAAGUGUAUGGAUUACAGGGAGAUAACCAGGACAUACAUCCGGUGUUUGAUCCUCACCUUGUGAAACCUGCCUAUUAGACUCGCCUUGUCGCCACAGUACUUAAUGUUCACAAAUUUCUGGAAUCGUGCAAUAUAAAUUUUACAUACACAUGAGUUUAAUUCAGAUUGAUUUAGAUGUGUAUUUAUUGACUUUUAAAUACACUUUAUUUCUUGUGCGUCUAUGGUUGUGCGCCCUGGUUGUAUCUGAAAAGGAGGUCGUAAAGUAUUUCGAAAAAACUGAACUAAGUUCUUUAUUACUUGGCUGAUGACAAAUUUGAAACGUAUUUUUGUGCCUAUGCCAAGUGACAUCCUCCGCUCUAUCUCAGUAGCAGUAUAAAUUUAAAAAUACAACAAACAGCGUAUGUAUAAAUAAAUGUUUAAAUCUUAAUUAUCUUACUUCACUGAUGAAAUUUAAUAUGAAAUGAUUUUUUAAUAGUAAGUAUCCUGAUGACUAGAUAUUAUAUAGGCCCUAAUGUCCGUGACCAUUUUUAGAAUAUUGCAUGUA
Mercenaria mercenaria is the source of this 3029-nucleotide messenger RNA. RefSeq names its product glycoprotein-N-acetylgalactosamine 3-beta-galactosyltransferase 1-like. The record is from RefSeq and is a predicted model, not a curated record. Bases 1658 to 2563 code for a protein of 301 amino acids. Lineage: Eukaryota; Metazoa; Mollusca; Bivalvia; Venerida; Veneridae. Gene Ontology annotation, cellular component: membrane. Gene Ontology annotation, molecular function: N-acetylgalactosaminide beta-1,3-galactosyltransferase activity. The transcript is spliced from 7 exons.